Cannabis sativa is the source of this 1772-nucleotide messenger RNA. Its product is annotated as tetrahydrocannabinolic acid synthase-like. NCBI's taxonomy places the organism in Eukaryota, Viridiplantae, Streptophyta, Magnoliopsida, Rosales, Cannabaceae. The coding region runs from base 2 to 1651 and encodes 549 amino acids. Gene Ontology annotation, molecular function: FAD binding; oxidoreductase activity. The transcript has a single exon. The record is from RefSeq and is a predicted model, not a curated record.
CAUGUUAAUUGCAAGAAAAAUGAAGUACUCAACAUUCUCUUUUUGGUUUCUUUGCAAAAUAUUAGUUUCACUUCUCUCAUUCUCUAUCCAAACUUCUCAAGCUAAUCCACAUGAAAACUUUCUUCAAUGCUUCUCCAAACAUAUCAACAACAAUAACAAUACAUCAAUUGUAAAACUCAUACACACUCCAAAUGAUCCAUCAUAUAUCUCUGUCCUAAAUUCAACUAUACAAAACCUUAGAUUUGCUUCUCCUUCAACACCAAAACCACUAGUUAUCAUCACACCUUCAAAUACAUCCCAUGUCCAAGCCUGUGUUUUAUGCUCCAAGAAAUAUGGCUUGCAGAUUCGAACUCGAAGCGGCGGCCAUGACUUUGAGGGUGCCUCCUAUGUGUCUAAAGUCCCAUUUGUGAUAUUAGAUAUGAGAAAUCUACGUUCAAUCACUGUAGACGUAGAUACCAAAACUGCAUGGGUUGAAGCUGGAGCUACCAUUGGUGAACUUUAUUAUAGGAUUGCUGAGAAAAAUGGGAAUCUGAGUUUUCCUGCUGGAUACUGUCGUACUGUUGGGGUAGGUGGGCAUUUCAGUGGAGGAGGCUAUGGAGCACUGUUGCGAAAAUAUGGCCUUGCAGCUGAUAAUAUCAUUGAUGCUCACUUAGUCAACGCAGAUGGAGAAUUCCUUGACCGAAAAUCUAUGGGAGAAGAUUUGUUUUGGGCCAUACGUGGUGGUGGUGGAGCAAGCUUUGGAAUCAUUCUCGCUUGGAAAAUCAGAUUGGUUGCAGUUCCAUCAAAAGUUACUAUGUUCUCUGUUAGUAAAAACUUGGAGAUGAAUGAGACUGUGAAGAUAUAUAACAAAUGGCAAAAUACUGCUUACAAGUUUGACAAAGAUUUGUUACUCUUUGUUAGUUUCAUGACUAUUAAUUCUACCGAUUCACAAGGGAAAUACAAGACAACUAUACAAGCUUCAUUCUCUUCUAUAUUUCUUGGUAGGGUUGAGAGUCUCCUCACAUUGAUGCAAAAGAAAUUUCCUGAGUUGGGAAUUGAAAGAAAAGAUUGCCUCGAAAAGAGCUGGAUUGAAACUGUCGUUUACUUUGAUGGUUUUUCAAGUGGGGAUACACCAGAAUCUUUACUUAAUACAACAUUUCAACAAAAUGUAUUUUUCAAGGUGAAAUUAGACUAUGUGAAGAAGCCAGUUCCAGAAGUUGUGAUGGUAAAACUUUUGGAGAAGUUAUAUGAAGAAGAUGUAGGAGUGGGGUUUCUUAUGAUGUACCCUUAUGGUGGUAAAAUGGAUGAGAUUUCAGAAUCAGCAAUUCCAUUCCCUCAUCGAGCUGGAUUUAUGUACAAAAUUUUGUACUUGUCUGCAUGGGAGAAAGAAGGAGAAAGUGAAAAGCAUAUGAAUUGGGUCCGAAGUGCAUAUAAUUUCAUGUCUCCUUAUGUGUCCCAAAAUCCAAGAGCUACAUAUCUCAAUUAUAGGGACCUUGAUUUGGGAACAAAUAACGAGAAGGGUCCUAUUAGUUACUCACAAGCAAGUGUUUGGGGUAAAAAGUAUUUUGGUAUGAACUUUAAGAGGUUAGUUAAUGUGAAAACCAAGGUCGAUCCAAGUAAUUUCUUUAGAAACGAACAAAGCAUCCCACCACUUCUGUCGCGACGCCUCUAAAUAUUUAUACUGAUAUAAUAUAAUAAUGAAAAAUUCUACAAUUCACCUUUUUAAAAGGGAUGCAUGUAUCUUAUCUAUUUUGAUAUUUGAAGUAAUAUUUUAGUUAAAUUUGUUUUUUUUA